UCGGAAAAUAACACAUUGCGAUCCACUUGAAUGCGUUGGUCAUACUUUCCAAGCGUUCUCACAAACAAUCAACAACCAGUUUCUAUUCUCUAAAAGAAUCAUUUCUACCACUGUCUGUUCUUUAUUAAAUGGAAUGUUACAUCAUUUUAAUUGGAGAUGAAUUUUGCGUUUCUUUUUAAACACUGUUAAGCUAUUUCUAGAUGUAAUGUAUUCCAUCAUUACAGCCUGUAAACAUCUGAAUAUGUCCACGUUUAUAUGGAUUAUUUUCAUGUGUUGUAUAGUGUUGACAAGUACCCAAACGGUUAUAUCUCCAGGUGGUUCCGUCGUUGUUUUAGAAAGGUCGAAUCUCACAUUGCCCUGUUCCUAUAAAGGAAAAAAUGAUAGACAAUCAUACAAUUUAAGUGUAAUGUUUAGUGAGAUACCAAUCGGAAUAAAUUAUCCGAUAACGCGACUACAUUUGAAACAAACUCCUGGGAAAACAUGCACCGAGUUGUUUAACUUCAACAAGCAGUAUGGGCACCAAUGCUUUGAGAACAGCGUUUUCACCAUCACAAUCUACAACGUGACGAGAGACAUCAAUCGAACGCAGUGGUUAUGUGACAUUAUGUCUGAAAGAGAAGCAGCGACACGCGGCAAUACCGUUACGUUGCUUGUUGAAGAAUAUGAAGAACCGAACACUACGAUGCCACUGCCGGAUAUGAAUACUACUUCUUCUGUGCCUACAGAAACUUUCAUACAUGCUGGAACCGCUGUUGGAUGUUUUGCUGUAGGUGUUGGGAUAGGCGUUGUUAUCAUGGUGAUAUUAAAACGUCUGAAAUAUGGUCAAAGAAGUGAAUCUUCUGCCAAACAUGAAUACACCGAGAUUAUCUUGUCAGAGCAAGCAACGAGCCUGAAUCAGUCCGGACGGCAACCACGUCAUUAUUUGACGCCUAUUUAUGCGAUGGAACUCCAAAAUAUUGUUUCAGUUCAUGAAAAUGAUGACAGAUUAUGAAGUCAUAAACACAGUUACUUCACUUGCGUUCCGAGGAUUACCUUUCAUAUCAACAUAUGUACUCUCUUUUGGAUAUUUCUAGACUUAUUUACAGCAAUUAAAAAUAUAAUAUUGUGCUAAAAUAUAUGGACAUGUGUCGACGAAAUGCAUCGACCUAAACGUUCAAGACUGUUUAUACUUUUUAGUGAAAUUGAAAUAAUAUUAUUUGAACAUUAUCUUACAUAAUCUAUGUGAUAAGCAGUUGCUUUAAAAAAAAUGUAGUACCUUUAAGUCAGGGAAAUUUACAGUAUUCAUUCUACCAGUUUUGAAUUUUAUUUUUAUGCCUUUUUGAGAUUACUUAUUGCAACAUGUUUUAUUCAUCUAAAUAUAUUGCUUGAAGCGUUAAACAACUGAAAGCCAACAUAAAAAUAGUUUAAGCAAGAUUUCUUAGUCAAAAAGUAUAUUGUUGCACCUAUAUUUAAUAACCUUUCAUAUUUACUUAUUCAAAUCAUUUUUUCAUCGCAGCAUACCCGCGUUAGACAGACACUCGUUAUAAUCGUAUAUUUUUAAAUAACGUUUGACCGAUUAUUUUUGACAGGACUAAAAUAAUUGUUUAAACAGACAAUAUAACACUCUGUUUAGAGGAAUAGUAAUAUGUUUGCUUCAUGCAAUUUAACGCCAUGAAAAUUCGAUUAUAGCACGUCUAUUCACGUUAUAAACAUUUUAUUGUAGAAUGAUAGUGCCUUUAUAGCACGUCUAUUCACGUUAUAAACAUUUUAUUGUAGAAUGAUAGUGCCUUUACGUAAAUUGUACGUUGUACGUUAUAAACAUUUUAUUGUAGAAUGAUAGAGUCUAGUGCCUUUACGUAAAUUGUACGUUGAACGAUUGACGCUCGUUUGAUUAUUUUUUCUAAACAAUCAUACAAUUUAUUGUGCCUCAUUUUCCUAAUCAAUGCCGAACCAUUUUGUUCCAACGAUUAAACUCAAACAUUAUUGCAUUACUUUUCGUUAUUUUUUUCAAUUUAUGUUUUAAUUAUUUUUUUGGUAUAAUCGAUAGACACGUUGAUAUUCGUGUUGUUAUAAAACAAUGCAUAUGCAAUAAUUCUACUGUUUUGUUUGCUUCAUCUUUUGCUUUGAUUUUUUUUUCUAUUUACAAUAUAACUUCAUUAAAAUCGAUAAACAUUUUUCAUAUAUACUUACUUCAAUUUUAUUCUGCUUGAUUUGCUUAAACACCAAUCAACAUUAUGGUAAGCUACUACGUUCAUCCAUAUUAA
This is a messenger RNA of Dreissena polymorpha, 2243 nucleotides long. RefSeq lists its product as uncharacterized. The record is from RefSeq and is a predicted model, not a curated record. The transcript has 7 exons. NCBI's taxonomy places the organism in Eukaryota, Metazoa, Mollusca, Bivalvia, Myida, Dreissenidae. The coding region runs from base 206 to 991 and encodes 261 amino acids.